Messenger RNA from Arachis duranensis, 1620 nucleotides. RefSeq lists its product as uncharacterized. The coding region runs from base 1 to 1620 and encodes 539 amino acids. The record is from RefSeq and is a predicted model, not a curated record. The transcript has a single exon. Lineage: Eukaryota; Viridiplantae; Streptophyta; Magnoliopsida; Fabales; Fabaceae.
AUGCAAGAUAUGACUAAGUUUGAUAUAGUACGUAUUUGGGGGAGUGAUGUUGUGGGUUGGGAGUUUGUAGGUUCUGAUGGCACGUCCAAUGAUCUGUUGUUAAUGUGGAAUGACAUGCUAUUUAAAAUGAAUAACUGUUACAAAGGGGAGAGAUGGUUAUGUGUUGAAGGAGUCCUGUUAAAAAAUGAGUUCAAUUGUGUUUUUUUUUUAGUGUAUGGUGCCCAUACUAGAGUGGAGAAACUUACUGUAGGGGAGGAAUUGAGUUUUAUAGCUGGAUUAUGUCAAGUUCCAAUAUGUUACAUGGGAGACUUUAAUGAGGUUAUACAGAUUGAAGAGAGGAAAGGUCAGGACAGGUUAACAAUGUCAGCAGAAGAUUUUAAGAAUUGGAUCCAAGAUAUGCAGCUACUGGACUUGCCGUUGAAUAAUCGUAAAUUUACAUGGUUUAGAGGCCGCUCUUGCAGUUGUAUUGAUAGAGUCCUAUUAAGUGUAGAAUGGAUUGAGGAGUUCUCAAAGAUUCGAUUAAAAGGUGGACCGAGAGGUUUGUCAGAUCACUGCCCAAUUAUAGUUGAGGACUCCAAAUUUAGAGGUGGACCACGACCUUUUCAAAGCUUAGACUUUUGGUUUACAUAUGAGGGUUUUUUAAGAAUAGUUAGGGAAGAAUGGAGGAAUCUUGGCGAACUGCAGUUCAUAGAAAAACUGAAGGCCCUAACGUUGCCUUUAGGGAGAUGGCAAAAGGACAAAUUUGGUGAUGUGGACAAAAAAAUCCAGCACUUUGAGGAGAAAAUCAAGAGGAUAGAUGAUAUGGCUGGCAAUGGCAUUUAUGAUGGUACAGUGGAGACUAGAAGGAAGGCUCUGGUAAGUUGUUGUAAGCAGUGGUAUGUGAGAAAAGAAGUACACUGGAAGCAAAUGUCACGAUCCAAGCUUGCGAAGGAUAUAGACAAAAACACUAAGUACUUCCAUAACUUAGCAUCAGCAACACAGAGGAAUAACAGAAUUGAUGCAUUGGUAAUUAAUAGAAGGUUGAUAAAAAAUCAUGCUCGGAUCAAGAUUGCAAUCAGAGAGUUUUAUAAGGAUUUGUAUCAACAAAAGAGAUUGCCGGUUGUGGGGUUUAGGGACGGUUUGGUAAAUCGAAUUGAUGAAGAGGAGUCUGUAGCAUUGGAGAGAAUGCCAACAACGGAAGAGGUUAGAGAGGUGGUUUGGGAUUGUGAGUCUUCUAUGGCGACAGGAAGUGACGGGUAUAACAUGAAUUUCAUUAAAAAGUGCUGGGAUGAUAUUGGUGCAGAGUUCACGUCAGCUGUGUUGGAAUUUUUUCGAUCAUCAAGGUUGCCUUCUGAUUCGAAUAUUACGUGGGUGGCCCUAGCACCUAAGUUUACUGGAGCCAAGGAGAUUAAAGACCUCCGGCCGAUUAGCAUGGUAGGUUGCGUAUUUAAAGUAAUCUCUAAAGUGAUGGUCCGAAGGAUGAUAUCAGUGAUGCUAGGUCUAGUAGGGGAGACACAGAGCGCAUUUGUGAAGGUUCAAAAAAUACAUGAUGGGGCACUUAUUGCAUGCGAAACAGUGCAAUGGUUGAAGAUGAGGAAGAUGGAAGCGGCGAUCAUUAAAUUAGACUUUCAGAAGGCGUAG